Molecule: messenger RNA, 2054 nt
Organism: Saccostrea echinata
Lineage: Eukaryota; Metazoa; Mollusca; Bivalvia; Ostreida; Ostreidae
Product: neurogenic locus notch homolog protein 1-like
Exons: 17
Coding region: 234-2054 (606 amino acids)
Biological process (GO): heterophilic cell-cell adhesion; cell-matrix adhesion; establishment or maintenance of epithelial cell apical/basal polarity
Cellular component (GO): plasma membrane; protein-containing complex
Molecular function (GO): calcium ion binding
Source: RefSeq, a predicted model, not a curated record
AUAUUUUCCCCAGAGGAGGAGACGUCAGCUAUGAAGGAGAUGAUUACACUCAUAGUUUUACAUUUCAAUCAUCAAUUCCAUUUGGAUCUGUGAAGUAUCCGCAUUUGUAUGCCUGCUCGAACGGUUUUGUGUCUACAUACUCUGACACAACAUACACUCCAAAUAACUACUCAUACUUAGAGCUAGCGCCCUUCUGGACAGAUUUAGAGCAACGUAAGGACGAAGAGUCAGCGAUGUAUGUAACAAUGUACAGACAUACAGUUCCUGAUAAUAUUGAUACACUGAAAAAGGCAACAGUGCUGGUUCUUCUACAUUCUAGCAAUCCACAUUUCUCAGCUAAAGAAGUCAUGGUAGUUACUUGGUGGAAUUCAAGGUUUUACCAAGCUCCUCAUUCAACAACGAAUCGAGUCUCCAUACAAUGCGUAAUUAUGACUGAUUAUAUUACGUCAUAUGCAUUGUUUAACUAUAUCAAAGUUGAUUUGAGCGAUACACACGGGCAUCAGAUUUAUACUGGAUGGAGUUCCAACAUCAAAAACGUUACAUUGUCAUAUUCUUUAACAGACAAUGCCAUGAAAAUGAGUAAUUUCCAAGGAAAUACAGGUGAAAAUGGUAUCUGGUUCUAUGAAAUUGCUGGAAAUGCGUAUGAAGCGUGUCAUUCGAACCCAUGUGGAUCGAGAGGAACGUGCACAGCAACAUAUGGCGGAUACACGUGCACGUGCCAUUCAGGUUAUUCGGGUACAAAUUGUGGAUCAGAUAUCAAUGAAUGUAUAGCCACUGUCCCUGUGUGUAAGCACGGGACUUGCAGUAAUAAUGUUGGGUCAUAUUUGUGUACAUGUGACCAAGGGUGGACAGGUCAAAACUGCGAGCAUGAUAUAAAUGAAUGUGUGACAUACUCUCCAGCAUGCCAUAAUGGUGGCAGAUGUAGAAACCAAGAUGGCUCUUUUUCGUGUCUUUGUACAACAGGCUGGGCGGGAAAUAGAUGUGAAACUGACAUAAACGAAUGCUCAAUGGGUACAUCAAAUUGUUACCAUGGAAGUUGUGUAAAUACCAAUGGAUCCUACAGAUGUACCUGUGACCAUGGAUGGUCAGGUCAUUUGUGUGACGUAGAUGUGAACGAAUGCAUCAACCAUCCAUGUCAUAAUAGUGGCACGUGCAGCAAUACAAUUGGUUCUUACACGUGUUCGUGUUCUCAGGGUUGGAUGGGACAACUUUGUGACCAAGAUGUAGAUGAAUGUCAACAUACUCCUUGUGUUCAUGGACGUUGUACCAAUACACAGGGGUCCUAUCAAUGCAACUGUUCCUCGGGGUACACCGGUCACAACUGUGAGAGAGAUAUAAAUGAAUGCCUCACAUAUUCCACUGCCUGUUACAAUGGUGGAUCUUGCACAAAUUUGGAUGGGACAUUCCAUUGCACAUGCUCAGCAGGAUGGACAGGUCAACGAUGUGACCAAGAUGUAAAUGAAUGCAAUGCUGCAUUAUCGCCAUGUAACAAUGGAGGAAGUUGCUAUAAUACACAAGGUUCCUUUGGAUGUUCAUGCACUGCAGGAUGGAGUGGAGCAUUAUGUGAAAACGACGUCGAUGAAUGUACAUCUAAUCCAUGUAUGCAUGGUGCAACCUGUACAAAUACAGUUGGGUCAUAUAGGUGCAGCUGUUCUUCAGGAUGGUCAGGACAUAUCUGCAAUCAAGAUGUGAAUGAGUGCAGUGGUAACCCUACGCCUUGCCAACAUGGCGGAAAUUGUACAAACAGUGUAGGCUCCUUCACUUGUCACUGCCCUUACGGUUGGAGUGGCAAUACUUGUAACAAAGAUGUUGAUGAAUGUUCCACCCACACACCUUGCAUUAUGGGACAGUGUAUAAACACGGCAGGUUCCUAUCGCUGCCAUUGUAACCCGGGCUUUACCGAGACCCACUGUAAUAAAGAUAUUAAUGAAUGCUUUCAGCAUCCUUGCAAACAUAACGGUGUUUGUGUCAAUACGAUAUCAUCCUUCAUGUGCAAAUGUGAAGGUCCUUGGGUUGGAAGUACAUGUGAUAUAGAUUCUCGUCUACUCGGUUGA